AUGGACGAGGCCGCGGCGGCCUACCGGCGGUUCCAGGAGGAGGAGCACACGCGGCGCGUCCUGGCGCAGAUCUCGGAGCGGCCCUGCGGCAUGACUAGGACGCGGACCUUCGAGGAGGCGCGCGAGCGGUGGCGCGCGGCCGACGGCCGCCGCGCGCGGGCGCAGUGCGCGCGCUGGGACGACGCCGAGGAGCGGAGCCAGAACCGGCACGUGCUGUCGCUGUCGCGCAUCCGCCGCGAGGAGGUCGCGCUGAUGAGGGAGGAGACGCGGGCGCGCGACGCGCACCGGGACCAGGUCCGCGAGUGGCAGGAGCAAGCGAGGGAGCGCGACGAGCGGCGCAAGGCUCGCGCGAGGGAGAUCGAGGCGGGCCUGUCGCAGAUCCGCGAGGCGACGCGGUGGAGCAUCCGGCGCGCGACCGAGGCGCCGCCGCGGAACCCUCGUCCGCCGGCGGACGAGGAGUGCGCGAUCUGCCUCUCGCGGCUGCCCGACGACGCGCUCGAGACGCCCUGCGGCCACAGCUUCUGCGCGACGUGCCUCGAGGCGUCCGUGAAGACGUCGCCGAGCUGCCCGCUCUGCCGGGCGACGCUGCACCGGGCCUACGUCGAGGCCCAGGGCUGGGCCUACCCCGCCGACGACCCGGCGCCCCGGUCGCUCCCCGCCGUCGUCGACAACCCCCCGCCGCGCCGCGCGCCGAACAUCGUGCGCGUCGGCGCGGCGCGCGGGCCCGCGUCGACGACGUUCUACGCGCUGCCCGACUCGCGCUGCGCGGCGCGCGUCGCCGGUCUCCUGCGCGAGGUCGUCUUCGAGCGCGAGGACGGGACCGUCGAGGCGCGCGCGGACCCGCCCUACGAGGUCAACGUCGGCCCGGGCGACGUCGCCGUCGUCGUCGGGCUCCACCUCGCCGAGGGCGGCGACCCCAUCUUCGUCCCGCUCCGGUCGACGUCCGCCGCCGUCGUCGUCGAGCUCGCCGACGGCGGACGGCAGGAGACGACGAUGCAGGGCCAGCUGCGCCACAUCGGCGACCUCGCGCGCGCGCAGCAAGCCGCGGGGUCCCACAUCGAGGGCCUCCGCGACCGCGUCUCGACGAUCCGCUCCCAGGCCGACGUGCUCCGCGACAAGCUCCGCGACCUCCGCCGGUCCCACGAGAACGCGCGCCGCGAGAUGACGCGGCUCGGCGCCGCGCACGAGGCCGCGCGCGAGGCCGCCGCGCCGCGGCCCGGCGCGAGCCCGCCGUGCCCGCGACCGGCGGACGCGCCCUGGACGGCGCCGUGCACGACGUGGACGCGCGCGCCGGAACCCUAA
Messenger RNA from Aureococcus anophagefferens, 1302 nucleotides. RefSeq lists its product as hypothetical. Bases 1 to 1302 code for a protein of 433 amino acids. Lineage: Eukaryota; Pelagophyceae; Pelagomonadales; Pelagomonadaceae. The record is from RefSeq and is a predicted model, not a curated record. The transcript has a single exon.